Molecule: messenger RNA, 3546 nt
Organism: Macrobrachium nipponense
Lineage: Eukaryota; Metazoa; Arthropoda; Malacostraca; Decapoda; Palaemonidae
Product: sperm-tail PG-rich repeat-containing protein 2-like
Exons: 15
Coding region: 158-2569 (803 amino acids)
Source: RefSeq, a predicted model, not a curated record
ACCUGGGCAACGAAGGAAGGUGAGGUGGGCAGACUACAAACAGAGUCAGUCAGUGUGUAGCUGUCGUGAAGCUCGGACGUAUACCUCCGCACCUUUUCCCCCCCUCUCUUUCCUUUUCCGAGACCUGCCGUCCCCGAGUCGCUCUAUACUUUUCAAGAUGGGAGGACAGAGAAAUGGAACCUGGACGCCAACCAAGAGACGAGGACCCAUCGCAGCCGAAUUCUCCAGCCCUGGGCCGGCUUCCAUCGCCCUGAAGUCCUCCAUUGGAAUUGGAGAUUCCACGAAGAACCGUCCCCCAGCCUUCACGAUGUCCAGCCGCCAAGCAUCGAAGCUGGAGACGGCAGGACCUGGGCCAGGACAGUACAAUGUUACUGGCCUCUCCAACAAAGGAAGAGAUGAACCACAUGCUGCCAGUAUGCACAUCAAGCCUAAGGAUCCCAAGGGCUACGUCACUCCAGCACCCUGCGACUACUCUCCCGAGAAGGCAGAAGCAAAAGUCAACGAGGCAUCCCCGAAAUUCUCCUUUGGCAUGAAGACAGAAAACGGGAAAGCUUCCGAUACCCCAGCUCCCAACAGCUAUUCUAUUCCAACCUUGCUGGGAUCCACCAAGGAAGGGGCAAAGCAGUCAGCGCCCAGUUUCACAAUGUCAGCCCGACCAAAGCCUGAAGAGGACAAGAUGAAGGUCCCAGGUCCCGGCUCAUAUGAGGGAGCAGCGGUUGACAAAUACAAGACGAUGAAGAGUCCUUCCUUUAGUAUGGGGCAGAGGACUACCAUUCCCUCUGACCACACCAUGAAACCAGGACCAGGAGCUCACUGCCCAGAGAAGUACAAGGAUUCUGGUCCAGCGUUUACAAUGGCACCGAGGGCCCCAGAGGAAGUCGACAAAAUGAAAGUCCCGGGUCCAGGCGCCUAUGAAGCUGGUGACCUCGACAAGUGCAAGGAAAAGCUACCAGCAUAUACUAUGGCUCCAAAGACAAAUUUGCCUACUGACAAAACACAAAAGCCAUCCCCAAAUGCAUACUCUCCAGAGAAGUACCAGGAUUCCGGUCCAAAGUUCACCAUGGCUCCCAGACCAGCUGAGGAAACUGAUAAGAUGAAGGUCCCAGGUCCAGGUACUUACAAUGCCGGUGAUCUCGAUAGGUGCAGGGAAAAGAUGCCAGCCUUCACAAUGGGCAAAAAGACAGAAUUACCCACUGACAAAACACCAAAGCCUGCUCCUAAUGCAUAUGCCCCAGAGAAGUACCAGGAAACAGGUCCAAAGUUCACGAUGGCUCCCAGACCGGCUGAGGAAAUUGAUAAGAUGAAGAUUCCUGGUCCAGGUACUUACAAUGCUGGUGAUAUUGAUAAAUGCAGAGAAAAAAUGCCAGCUUUUACAAUGGGCAAAAAGACAGAAUUACCCACUGACAAAACACCAAAGCCUGCUCCUAAUGCCUAUUCGCCAGAGAAGCACCAGGAUUCAGGUCCUAAGUUCACCAUGGCUCCCAGACCAGCUGAGGAAACUGACAAGAUGAAGAUUCCUGGACCGGGCACUUACAAUGCCGGUGAUCUUGAUAAGUGCAGGGAAAAGAUGCCAGCUUUUACAAUGGCCCCAAAGACAGAGUUACCCACAGACAAGAGCCCCAAACCAGCCCCCAAUGCAUACUCCCCAGAGAAGUACCAGGAUGUGGGCCCAAUGUUCACGAUGGCUCCCAGACCAGCUGAAGACUCUGAUAAAAUGAAGAUCCCAGGCCCAGGUACUUACAAUCCUGGAGAUCUUGACAAAUGCAGAGAAAAGAUGCCAGCCUUUACAAUGGCUCCAAAGACAGAAUUACCCACCGACAAAGGUCCAAAGCCAGCCCCUAAUGCGUACUCCCCUGAGAAGUAUCAGGAAACCGGUCCCAAGUUCACAAUGGCACCCAGACCCGCUGAAGAAGUUGACAAAAUGAAGAUCCCAGGUCCAGGUACAUAUGAUUCAGGGGACUUGAACAAAUGCCGAGAAAAACUCCCAGCUUUCACUAUGGCCCCCCGGACAGAAUUGCCCACCGACAAAACCCCCAAACCUGCCCCGAACGCUUAUGCCCCAGAGAAGUACCAAGAAACCGGUCCCAAGUUCACAAUGGCGCCUAGACCUGCUGACGAUGUCGACAAAAUGAAGAUUCCAGGUCCCGGUACGUACGACUCAGGGGACCUGGACAAAUGCCGUGAGAAACUCCCAGCUUACACUAUGGCCCCCCGAACCGAAAUGCCCACCGACAAAACCCCCAAACCCUCCCCCAAUGCAUAUUCCCCUGAAAAGUAUGUGCCGAUGGGACCCAAAUUCACCAUGGCAGCAAGACCUGCUGAAGAAGUUGACAAAAUGAGAGUGCCAGGGCCCGGCACCUACGAAGCGGGAGACCUGGACAAGUGCCGGACUAGCCUGCCAGCUUUCACUAUGGCACCAAAGACCACCUUACCCCAAGACCACACGAUAAAGCCAGCACCGAACGCGUACUCGCCCGAAAAAUGUUUGACGACAGAGAGGGCUACUACCCCAAUGUUCAGCUUUGGCAUCAAACACUCGCUGUACCUGGGAAAGCUCCGAGACCAAUAGGCUGGUGGUCCCUCCCGUGGCCCCCCAACCCCGAAUACCCAGAUUCCAUCCACUCCUAAGGACCCCAUCUGCAUGACAUCGUCUUGACAGCUACCAGUACCACGCUGAUACAUUUACAAAGCAUCUGUGAUUCCAUAGUCAGUCACUUUACUUGAUGAUUGCCUACUCCCUACUGAGUCCAACUAAUGUUAAAAUGUAUGAUCUAAGAUAUUCGUAACACGAUAGAAAAGGAUUUUUUUAAAGCAUUCUGUUAAUGCUGUAUGUAUAAGUAGCAGACCUUCCAUUUGUCUUUCCGACAUUCCAAAAGGAUCCUCUAGAAAUUUGGACUCUUAAGGAGAUCAUCCAUUUCUGUAGAAAAUAAAAGAAUUUCCGCAUCGGUAAGCAACACAUUGGUUAUGUAAGCGCCAUCAUAUCAAACUCGUAAAGACAUCCACAAAUUCCUUGAGGAUUGUGUGCUCAUCUCUUCACUCCUUGUAAAUAUUAUAGUUCCAAUACAGUUGACACCAUCAAGUAAACAUUCAUUCAAGGAUUAGAAAUCUGGUAGAAUGUGAUUUCAACCCCAUCGUUUGAAGGAACGUGCAAAGAAGAAUGUCCGAAUAAAGGGUAGCUGACUGUAUUUAUAGCUAUAUAAUUCUGUUUGCAAAGAACAGUGGUGAAAGGCAUUUUUUGGUGAACAGAAACAACUGAAGGAUAUUCAGUUUUCUGACUUUUUUUCCUGAAAACUUAGCAUUCCAAAAUAUAUGUUAUUUUUAUUCAUCUUGAAAUAUAUCAAAUAGAAUCAUGUGGUUUUAAGCAUAUUUAUGAAUUUAUCUUGUUCCUUCACUUAGGGUAAUCCAGUAAGUAGCCUGAUACUUGAGUUACUAGCAUGUUGAAGGCAUUUUCCAAAGCUUUCUUUUCAUAUCCGCCCACUCAAUUCAGAUAAAUGCCAUACUAGACCACAGUCACCUUUACGAUAUAAAUAAAAAAUCCCAAAUUUU